Messenger RNA from Cavenderia fasciculata, 945 nucleotides. RefSeq lists its product as uncharacterized. The coding region runs from base 1 to 945 and encodes 314 amino acids. The transcript is spliced from 3 exons. Lineage: Eukaryota; Evosea; Eumycetozoa; Acytosteliales; Cavenderiaceae. The record is from RefSeq and is a predicted model, not a curated record.
AUGGUUUCUAAAACUUCUUCUUCCUCUUCUUCUUCUUCUUCUUCACCUCCAAAGAAUGUAACAGUAAAUGACUUGAUGAAAGAACUCCCGCAACCAAUCAAGUUUGGAUAUUUAAAGAAACUUGGAGGGAGCGGUAUUUCCAAAAAUUGGAGAAAGAGAUUCUUUAUAUUGACAGAAAGUGGUAUACUUUAUUAUUUUAAACAUAGAACUAGCAAUGAACCAGUUGGAUGUGUAGAUCUAAGUCAAUAUACCAAAGUAUUCAAAGACCCAUCGAAAAAGAAUCUAUUCUAUAUUUUAAACGAGAAUGAUCAACAUACCAGAGUAUUCCAUUUGAUAUCAGAGAAUGCCACCGACCAAGAACAGUGGACCAAAGAGAUCAAUGCCUUUUUCGAGGGAGACAUAUCAGAUCUCAAGAACCAUUUGAUGGAUGUACAGAAAAAGAAACAAUUCAACACACUCACCAAAAACGAAAUGAAGAAUUCUUGCAACGACUAUGCCUCGACGGCGUCAUCAUUGAGUGACAACGGUACUGACGGAGGCACUCAAGGCUCAGAGAGCUCUUCCGACUCGUUUUUAGAUAAUUAUCAAUUGGUGUUUCGUGGUCAUCGAAUCUCUUUGGUUUCAAAUAGUUUUAUUGGUAGUGGCAAUGGCAAUGGUAGUGGUAGUGGCGUUUUAUCAACUUCAACAUCAUCUUCUACAACUACCACCUCUCUUUCCAAUUCACCUCCUCCAACUAGUAGAUUUAAUAAUAUGUAUUUAGGCAACAAUAACAAUGAAACAACCACUUCAACAACAUCGACAACGACCUCACCACAAUUGCAGAGUAAUGUAAAAGUUACUCUCCAACAAAUUGACUAUAAUCAACAUCCAUCAUCAUCAUCCUCUCAACAUUUUGUAGAUGUUGUUAUUGAUGAUGAUGAUGACGACGAUGAUGAAGAUGAUUAA